AUGGCUGAUGUCACAUGGGAUGAAAUUCGUAAUCUACGAGCUGAUUUUCUUAAUUUACAAUUAACAGAAACAGCUAACAAAUUAUCCGAACGAAAUUGUGUUGAAUUAAUUGGUCUUCUAGUUAAAGAAGGUUUGUUAAAUGUAAUUUAUACAACCGAUGGAAAAGAUAUUAUUACUGAGCAACGACUUAUUCGAGAAAUUCUCGAUGA
Messenger RNA from Rotaria socialis, 209 nucleotides. The record is from the annotation of a GenBank genome assembly. NCBI's taxonomy places the organism in Eukaryota, Metazoa, Rotifera, Eurotatoria, Philodinida, Philodinidae.